CAGGGAUCUCCUUCUGUUCGUGUAUCCCUCUCGAAGUGAACCUCCUGCAGGAGACACGCGAAUUUGCUUUUUCCAAAAGCAGUAGUGACGCCAUUGAAAGGAGAAAAAAGGGGACCCCCUGACAGAGAGGACAGAGAGAAGCACAGGGGUGCUGGUGUGCCGCGCGCUCGCUGUGUGCUAUAAUUGUUUUUUAGUUUUACUCAACUGAUAGAAUCACCGCGCUGAAGAUGAGGGAAGCCGUGCUUAACGGCAUUGCGCCAAAGAGAACGUAGCGUGAUCCAAGUUAAAAGAAUGGAGCGUUGCACUCGGAAGCAGGAAGGCUGCGAGGCACUGGAAAAGAUUCCCCGUGCAGGGUCUGUGUUCAGGCUAAGGCCCGAGACGCCAGGCUCGUGAUCUGCAUGUUUCUGGAACAGAAAUGUGAAUUCAGCAAACCAACGUUUUCGCCGAAAACUAGCUCUUUGUGAAGCACUUGACGACUGUGACGCCGAGAACCGCUUCGACGUGCUGCUUCUCGUUUUUUUGACACCACGGGCUUCCCCCUCCUUUUACUCGCUUUCACCUUAAAGCGUAUCCGCUAGCCUCCUGCCUGUUCAAUCCUCGAGUCUCUUCUUCAUGCUUCUCCAUUCUUCACAUUCACUCCUAGACGAGCACCAGCUACUUGCGAUAGCCUCCGGAUCCCGAGGCUGUUGAUUUGCCGCCUCGGCCUGAAACAAAGAGAAUAUGGCAGCAGACGUUCCUUCCUGUUGUGAUACGGUUGCUCACGAACGGCAACUAUUCCCCUCCUCGUAAUCCGUUUGUGCAUUAUGCAGAGAACAUCAGCAAAGUCAAGGGUAGGGAGUGCGCGUUGCGGAGACGACCGUGUUCGUCUUCCUUUUUAUCACCAGUUGUUUCUUCCUCUGGCGUGAUGUUUAGAUUUGUUCCUCUGCUAGCUAAGAAAAGAUUCAUCCGCAUUAUUAAGAGAACUGGACAUCUUAAUUUCAGACCAAUUCGUCCAGAGACAACACUUUUUUGCCUUCAGCGUUCUGCCUGCUAUUUCAUCCAAACAUAGUGGAGGACAGUCCGUUUCUCGUUAUUAUCUUCGUAGGCGUAGCUUUUGCUCGUAGCCGCAUCUACAUAGCAACAAGCGUCCUUCCGAUAUCUGCCCAAUGUCUCGCCGAAAUGGACACUGAUUUUUUCGCCCUCGCGCUCCAUCUUCCCUUCGACUUGUUGCCGGUCGCCACCAUCGCUGCUACACAUCUCGCCAUCAAGCGAACCCGAGGCACAGUGGGAGUCGCUUUGAAUCGCUUCAAUUUGCUUAUUCAUGACAGUCCCUCUCAAGAAACUUGGAAGGCGGGUUUUCCUUGUUUGCCGUCUGAUCGCCAUCCCUACCGCCGCCGUUACGAAAACUUGUUCUUUCUCCCGAAUUCUCAACUGCGAAGAAUGUGAAUCGCCUUGAGUUGGCAAAAGUGUCAACCUCGAGACAGCGACAGGCGAAUCCGGAUGGCGAGGAGAAUCAUGGACAACCUGGCUUGUGCCUGUGCGUAGACUAUCUGCUUCAACGUUUCCGAAAGCCACUGACGCAGGAGGGGCAACGAUAACAUUCUUAUCAGACGCG
Messenger RNA from Toxoplasma gondii ME49, 1594 nucleotides. RefSeq lists its product as hypothetical. Lineage: Eukaryota; Apicomplexa; Conoidasida; Eucoccidiorida; Sarcocystidae. The transcript is spliced from 2 exons. The record is from RefSeq and is a predicted model, not a curated record. Bases 1159 to 1425 code for a protein of 88 amino acids.